Molecule: messenger RNA, 1468 nt
Organism: Trifolium pratense (red clover)
Lineage: Eukaryota; Viridiplantae; Streptophyta; Magnoliopsida; Fabales; Fabaceae
Product: WAT1-related protein At1g44800-like
Exons: 7
Coding region: 12-1274 (420 amino acids)
Cellular component (GO): plasma membrane
Molecular function (GO): transmembrane transporter activity
Source: RefSeq, a predicted model, not a curated record
CACAUUUUCAAAUGUGUCAUCCACAAACUCACAAGUCACAAAACAAUUCUUCCAUUGUGAGAGUUUGUGAGUGUGUCUUCUCUCUUUGUUUGUUUCCAAAGCUUAGAAAAGACACACCAAAGGAGUUAAAUAUGACGGAUUUAUGUGAAAAAAUGAGCAAGGGGCUAAAAAGUAUUAAGCCCUAUCUUGCUAUGGUGUCCCUUCAAUUUGGCUAUGCAGGAAUGUACAUCAUCACUAUGGUUUCAUUCAAGCAUGGCAUGAGUCAUUGGGUUCUCUCCGUGUACCGUCAUGUUGUCGCUACUAUCUUCAUGGCUCCUUUUGCCCUCGUCCUCGAAAGAAAAAUUAGGCCAAAGAUGACACUCCCAAUUUUCUUGAGGUUGGCGGUUCUUGGUUUCCUUGAGCCAGUGCUUGAUCAAAAUUUGUACAACUUGGGAAUGAAGAACACAUCAACAACGUUUGCAUCUGCCACCGUUAACAUUCUUCCAGCUAUAACUUUUAUAAUGGCAAUCAUUUUCAGGUUAGAGACAGUAAACUUCAGAAAAAUUCACAGCAUAGCUAAGGUAGUUGGAACAGUAGUAACUGUAUCAGGAGCAAUGGUUAUGACAUUAUACAAAGGCCCUGCCUUUCAGCUCAUUAAGGGACAUUCAUCAGACCAACAUGAAAGUGGAAGCACAGAACCCUCUGACCAAAACUUUGUGGCUGGCACUAUAAUGCUCAUUUGCAGUUGUGGUGGUUGGGCUAGUUUCUUUAUCUUGCAAUCUUUCACUCUAAAGAUGUACCCAGCAGAGCUCUCUAUGACUGCUUGGAUUUGCUUUUUGGGUAUCUUUGAAGGUGGAAUUGCAACCUUCAUAUUUGAACGUGACAUGAGUGUUUGGGCCUUAGGUUUUGACUCUAGACUUCUUGCUUGUGUUUACUCUGGUAUAGUGUGUUCUGGAAUGGCAUACUAUGUACAAGGAGUUGUGACAAGAGAACGUGGGCCUGUGUUUGUUACUUCAUUCAGCCCUUUAUGUAUGAUCAUCACAGCUGCAUUGGGUUCUAUUGUCUUAGCUGAGCAAACUCAUUUGGGAAGUAUUAUUGGAGCUAUUAUCAUUGUGUGUGGACUAUACACUGUGGUGUGGGGGAAAAGCAAAGACAGUGUGAACAAUACAACACAAAAUGAGGGACAAGAAUUGCCAAUAAAGGAUGCUACAAAAACAGGGUCAGACAUUUUUGAAAGUGUUGAGGUCAAUGUUCCUAGUGACAUUAAGCUUGGAGGAAAGAAUGUCAAAACAUAAGCAAGAUCAAAGUUCCUUUAUUAGAAUUAAUUAACAUCACAAAUUUUCCUACUUAAAUGAAGUCAAGAGAGAUUUUGUGCACUUGUACUAAUCUUUCCCAAUGCCCUUCUGGCUCCAUUUUCAUAUAUUUUUACUUUAACUUUUUGUUUAUGUUUCUGAAACUAAGAGUUUAAAUGAAAUAAUGUUUCUCUUUA